Brassica napus (rape) is the source of this 1235-nucleotide messenger RNA. Its product is annotated as NADPH-dependent aldo-keto reductase, chloroplastic. The transcript has 7 exons. The record is from RefSeq and is a predicted model, not a curated record. Gene Ontology annotation, cellular component: cytosol. Gene Ontology annotation, molecular function: aldose reductase (NADPH) activity. Lineage: Eukaryota; Viridiplantae; Streptophyta; Magnoliopsida; Brassicales; Brassicaceae. The coding region runs from base 94 to 1035 and encodes 313 amino acids.
UCUCACUUCUCACCUACACAAUUGAGAAAUGCUGUGUGCGAGCGUCAAACCAAAACCAGCGAUCUUAAACUCAUAACCACCAAGUCUCUGACAAUGUUGAACGCUAUCGGAUUCUUCGAGCUCAACACCGGUGCUAAGAUCCCGUCUGUGGGUCUUGGAACAUGGCAGGCCUCUCCUGGCGUCGUUGGUGAUGCCGUCGCUGCCGCUGUUAAGAUCGGCUAUCGUCAUAUUGAUUGUGCUCAGUUGUAUGGCAACGAAAAAGAGAUUGGGACAGCUUUGAAAAAAUUGUGUGAAAAAGGUAUAGUGAAACGCGAGGAGUUGUUCAUCACCUCCAAACUCUGGUGUACUGAUCAUGACCCUCAAGAUGUGCCAGAGGCACUGAACAGAACUAUACAGGAUCUGCAGCUUGACUACGUUGAUCUGUAUUUGAUUCACUGGCCUGUACGGAUGAAGAAAGGUUCUGUUGGAGUAAGUCCAGAGAACUUUUUACCUGUAGAUAUUCCUAGCACAUGGAAAUCGAUGGAAGCACUCUAUGAUUCGGGUAAGGCUCGAGCCAUAGGAGUAAGCAACUUCUCCACCAAGAAACUAGGUAAUCUCUUGGAUCUAGCUCGUGUUCCUCCUUCUGUUAAUCAGGUCGAAUGUCAUCCUUCUUGGCGACAAGCUAAGCUACGAGAGUUUUGCAAAUCCAAAGGAGUUCACCUCAGUGCAUACUUCCCAUUGGGUUCUCCAGGAUGGUUCAAGAGCGAUGUUCUGAAGAACCCAAUACUGAAUAUGGUUGCGGAAAGGCUUGGGAAGUCUCCAGCUCAAGUUGCACUGCGUUGGGGAAUCCAGUUGGGUAAUAGUGUACUUCCCAAAAGUACCAAUGAAGGAAGGAUCAGAGAGAACUUAGAUGUUUUCGACUGGUCUAUACCUGAUGACUUGUUUGCCAAGUUUUUUGAUAUUGAACAAGCUAGGCUAUUGAAUGCUUCCGUCUUUGCUCACGAGACACUGAGCCCUUAUAAGUCUGUCGAAGAAUUAUGGGACGGUGAGGUAUGAUAUUCAGCUGAUUUGUUUCUUCUGUGGGAGAUUUUGCCCUUUUGAACUUGUCUGUGUUCAUAAAUGUUCCUGAAAGACAUGUCUCUAUAUAAUUUACAAUCAUAUUUGUUUUACUUUGAAUUUUUAUUUGUAAAGAUAACACUGAUCUAAUUUUACAUUUGCAUAUUAGUCAGCUAAAUGGAAUAUGCGAUAUUUUUAUA